AUGAGGCAUUCUCUCAGAUCUCCAGUUUACUACGUUGACCGAGACGAAAAUGCCGUCCAGUCAUCAAAUCAAGCCAAUGCAGCUGGUGACUCCUCAUCUAUGAGAAAUGUAGGAAAUUCCAGUUCUGGGACUCCUUUGAAACCCCGAAUGUCGCCUGUUAAAGGUCCACGCCCAAUUAACGCAGCAACAGCAGCGGCAGCAGCAGCAGCAGCUUCUGGAACCCAGACUUUCAAACAACAGCAGCAGCAGCAAAACCCCAUUUCGUCAGUUGUUUCUUUAGGUUCUUCAACUUCAGUUCCAACUUCAGCUUCUAAACGUUCUAUGCAAAGCUCAGCCAUGGUAAGCGCAGGUGUGGCACCAUCAUCAACACCACAAAUACAACAAACUCAGCCAACUACAGCUGCUAGUGUGCCUCCGUCUUCAUCUUCAAGACAACAGAAACCGCCUUUUCUCACGCCUCAAUCACUUCUACCACCUCCUAUUUCUUCUAACACGCAAACAACAACUGAUUCUUCUUCUUCUUUUUCUUCUCCUUCUCCUUCUCCUUCCAAUCCAAACUAUUUGCCUGUGAAUAUGUCGAUUUCCAGCAACUUGGGCUCAAAUAAUGUCUCCAGUGCUUCGCUCGCUACAAGCACCGUAGGCUCUUUAAACACCGCACGCUCACACGAUUCUUCCUCGGCUCAACAGUCACCAAUGGUACAAACGCCUGAACUGAAUCCUCCGGCUCAACAGCAGUCACCGGCACCCCAAUCGCCGGUACACCAAUAUCCGGUACACCAAUCGCCAGUACACCAGUCGCCAGUGUUGCAGCCAACAACUCAACCAUCAUCAAUACAGCAGUUCCCACCGACUCUACAACCACCACAACAACAACCAUUUCAGCAACGCUCACCGACCCUUCAAUCCCCGGCUCAAUUUUCACCAAGCUUACAAUCGCCUACACAGUUGUCGCCUGUUCAGCUGUCAUCAACAGGACCUGGCUCACCUGUUCAUCCUGGCUCCCCACUUCUUUCACAAGGCUCUACUGUUGGAGCUGAUGGUCCGGAUACUCUACAUCAGACUCAGCCACAACAGCAGACCCCGCAUCAGAAUCAUAUCAAACGGAAACAAGUCAAGCGGAAGCCUAUUAGUAACACUGUAUUGCCACCACCCACUCUAUCACCUGUUGAUAAUAAUAAUAAUCUAACUGUUAAUACCAGUACUAACCAUGAUGCUAAUGAAAGUGGAGGUAGUAUUCAUAGUAAUAGCAGUGGAGGUGGAUUGCAGUUGCCCUCGGAUAGAUCUCGUUCUCGUACACCGUCACCUUCUAGGGACUCACAGACCUCAUCUGGACGUCAGUGGGAACCAUUUAAGAUGGGAAGUUAUGAUGAGCCUCAGAAAGAGGCUAUGCAUGAAACUCAACAGCAGUCAACUCGCCAGAAUUUGGAGCCCAUGCAAACAAGUCUUCCGCAAGAUAUUGGUGGCGACCCGUAUGCUUCACAGGGCGGUUAUGGUGCCGAACCUAAUCAUGGUUUACAUGUGACACCUCCACAGACAUUUUCUUCGUCAUCAGUGGAAUCGUCACAACAGCAACAGCAACAGCAGCAGCAGCAGCAGAAGGCUUCUAAAAGAGCUUCUGUUCUUUACUUGGAUACUAAAAGCUCGAUCCCAAACUUUUCAACGCCACGAGCAUACCGACAUUCUAUUCAGAUACCUGCACAAGGAGGAGGAAAUGGGGGGUUUUACGAUUCGUUGAAUGCAAAGUAUUCAGAACAACCUCAGCAGCAAAAUCAUCAGAAUCCGCAGCAAUUCAACCAACAACAACAGCAACAACCACAUCAACCACAUCAACCACAUCAAUCACAUCAAUCACAUCAACAGCAGCAGCAGCCUAACCAGCACUUUAAUCAACAAAAUCAGCAGAAUAAGUACAAUCAACAACAGCAGUUUAACCAGCAGAAUCAGAAGAAUCAGAAGAAUCAGCAAUUUAAUCAGCAGUUCAAUCAACAACAGUUUAAUCGAUCUCCUAACCAACAGUUCAAUCAACAACAGCAGCAGCAGCCCCAACAAUACAACCAACCGCAAUCUCCUACAUCGUUCAUACAGAACUCGUAUGGACAAGUAACUUCGCCUCAGCUCAGCUAUGGCAGCGAGCAUACGCACCGUAACUCAGUUGCUACAGGAAUGCCAGAUUCACAGGAAGCUGGAUUUGGUCCGAGUUCUUCGCGCAAGUGGAAGUACCACAUUCAAAAGAAUUUCAAGGACCUGUACCUGACUACAAAUCCAGACACCAAGUACUACUUGGCUCCACGCGCGCCCAGUUACUAUGUGGAAAUCACAGAAGACGUGACAUUCAACAAUGCAACUGGCCAGUUUGCGUUUACUCUGAUGCUGGUCAACGCGGUCAAAGGUAUGUGCGAAGUGAUGGUGACUCGUCGGUUUCGAGAAAACACGGACGACGAUUUUUUCGAGAUUGUGGUGUACCGAGACGCAAACGAGCCAAGUGACCGGCACGACGAGUUUGAUUUUUCAGGAAUGCCUCAAGCGCACCAUGAAAUUUCGGGAGGAAGCAGCGGCGACGGCGAAACUAAUUUGCAAAACCUCAAGUCAGUGGACCUCGGGAAUAACAACGGUGGUGGGCCCGUGUGCGUGGAGUCGUGGCGUUGUAAUGCCAUGCCAGUUGUUGGGGCUGACGCAGGAUCUCUACUGGAAAGCCGUAGUAGGAGCAAUAGUGUGGUGAUGGGCGAAAACGGCGGCGGGUUUGGCGGUAGUCGCACGGCUAUUCGACAAUAUACGCUUUUGGAUCAACGAGGGCGGCGGUGGGUUGUGGGGAACCGAGCAGAUCAUAUGGACAUUAAUUCAUUGGGUGUUGAAGAAGAAGCUGAAGAACAAGAAGCCGAGCUGAUUCCUAUUGACGGAAGUGGUAGUGGUAGCAAUGGAGGGUUUUCAGGGUUUGGUAGCGGAGGUGGUCAAACAAUGGCAUUUUUUAGAAGAUCUACAAGAGUUUACUUUUUCGCACCUGGAUCUGGAGGUCCAGAGACAGAUAAGAUUAUGGCAGUAUUGCAACGACGCAAGCAAGUCCAUAAGCAAUUGGCUAAGGAUUUGGGCAAACUUGCAAUUAAAACUGGGCAUACGAUUUCGGAGAAGAUUGAGGGUGUUCUUGAUGGUGCUAAUAAUAAUAAUAAUAAUAAUGGAGGGACUGGUGGUGGUGGUGAGUCUACUUCGCAUAAGGCCUUUCUCAGAAACAAGUUGAGUGGAUUGUCGAGUAGAUUAAGUGGCCAUGGUCAAAGCAAUAGUGUGAGUACAACCGGCAAUUAUUCCAAUCAAACUUAUGCUGGUUCACAGAAUGUUGUUUCUUCUUCGUCACAGCCACGACCCACACCUGGUAUUAUGUUUAAUGAUGCUGCACCCAAUCCUUUAAAUGUUGCCGAUGACGAGUCUCAAGACAAGUUUGGUUGGUUGACUGUGUUUGAAAGUGCUAAACACCGGGCUGGGAUGUGGUCGGUAGUUGUUGCCUCGACGCUGGCUGUAGCUUAUGCUCAACGGACAGAUCGCAAGGAGCGGUCAUUGCAGCAGAGAAUGCGCAACAUUGGGCGCAAGUAUCGAGAUGCGCGGUUGCAGGUUCACUAUGGCCAAGGGCACCGGUACACCCGAUCUUCUGUAUGA
Molecule: messenger RNA, 3645 nt
Organism: Magnusiomyces paraingens
Lineage: Eukaryota; Fungi; Ascomycota; Dipodascomycetes; Dipodascales; Dipodascaceae
Exons: 2
Coding region: 1-3645 (1214 amino acids)
Source: RefSeq, a predicted model, not a curated record